Messenger RNA from Phacochoerus africanus (Common warthog), 2322 nucleotides. It is a transcript of the gene IZUMO1, whose product is annotated as izumo sperm-oocyte fusion 1. Gene Ontology annotation, biological process: fusion of sperm to egg plasma membrane involved in single fertilization; heterotypic cell-cell adhesion; sperm-egg recognition. The record is from RefSeq and is a predicted model, not a curated record. Lineage: Eukaryota; Metazoa; Chordata; Mammalia; Artiodactyla; Suidae. The transcript has 8 exons. The coding region runs from base 1042 to 2010 and encodes 322 amino acids. Gene Ontology annotation, molecular function: signaling receptor binding; protein binding involved in heterotypic cell-cell adhesion. Gene Ontology annotation, cellular component: acrosomal membrane; plasma membrane.
GCUUCUACGGACUCGCAUGACUCAUGUCUUGGGAUACUGUUCCUGCUCUCUUGUUGCUGCAGUUGUGUGGUCUCAGAACUUCAAUUCUUUUCUUCCAGACUCUCAGUAUUGGCCCCCAGACCUCUUCUUCCUCUGGGACCUUGGCAUCCAGCCCCAGCCGAUGGGGGAGGGUGCAAAUCUUAUAAUUCUUGAACUACAUUUCCCAUAAAGCUAUGUGAUUGGCUGCGGUAAUCUACUAGGGAGAGACCCUGGCGCCUUCUGGGAGUUGUAGUCCUAGAACUAGAAAGGGCCGCUUCCCGCAUUUUCGUGGCCCGACGACUGGGUUCCCCAAAAGCCGUGGGCUUCUGGCCAAAAAGCCUGGGUCUUGGGGCCCAGAGAGGGGAGGAGACUUAUGGCUAGAAGCCUUUUCCUUGGCUCUAGAGCCGACAGAGUACCUGGCCUUCGGUGAUGCUCGGAAAGUUCUAGUCUGCGAAGGUGGCUGCCUCUGUGACAUCAUGGAGGUCUAGGCGGGGCCUCCUUUUGUUGCGGUCCAAUCAGACAGAGUCGAACUUCUGGGCAGGGCGGAGGAAACCCUAGGGAAUAUCUCUUGGGAAUUUGGGGCUCCACGUGGGUAGCUAGAAGGCGGAUGCUGCCGGAGGUCCUAGUAGUAAGGGGCGAACCGUGACUGUGACCCGCAACAAAAGCUCUCUAUACCACGCAGCCCACCUCACCCUCGCCCCCAACAAAGUUCUUAAUUUUGGUCUUGGGAAAAUAUUAGAGUGGAAGGACCGGCCUGCUUCUCCCACCUAAAAGCCCUCAGAACCUAGACUCUUAGCGAACCCUAGCGUUCGAGGACAUCCCUGUCAGGAGUCAAGGUCGGGAAGCGGCUGGCUGUUUAGAGUGCUUCAGGACUCCUCGGUUUCCUAAUGAGAAGGGUGCUCCCUGCCAACUGGGGCUUCAUUAGUCUCGGAGAAGGGCUUCUCUCCGUUUAGCGUUCACCUCCUCGGUUUAGGGUAAGAAGUCCUCCCCCGAGUUCCGUGCGGACUGCGAGCUCUGGCCGCAAUGGGGCCGCAGCGGCUUCCGCUCCUGGUGGCAGCGUUGGCCGGCUGCCUGCUUCCUGCCCGGGGCUGUGUCAUAUGUGACCCAAAAGUCGUGGAGGCGCUGAGCUCCUUGGAAACAGAUUACCUGCCUGGCCACCUGGAGGCCAAACAUCACAAAGACGUGAUGAAAAGGGUAAAGCAGGUGGUGAAGGAUUUCCAGGAUUUGCCGAUUGAUGAGGAUUCCUACAUGGGGGUCGUCGAUGAGGCCACUCUGGAAAAGGCAUCCUGGAGCUUGCUGAAGGAUCUGAAACGCAUCACAGACAGUGAUGUAAAAGGUGAGCUCUUUGUGGAUGAGCUGUUCUGGACGUUGCGCCUGGCAAAGGAUACCUUCGCCAGUUAUGCUGCUCAGUUUCAAAAACAGGUUUUUUGUCCCAACAAAUGUGGUUUGAUGUUGCAGCCUCUGAUCUGGUGCAGUACCUGCCAGAAGCAGGUUCACUCUUGUCGAAAGUCCCGGAGUUGCGGAGAGCGCAAAGUCAAGGUCCAUCAAAUGGAAGAUAUGAUUCUGGAUUGUGAGCUCAACUGGCAUAAAGUCUCUCAAGGCCUGACGGAUUACAGCUUUUACAGGGUUUGGAAGAACAACUCUGAGACCUUGAUGGCCAAGGGGCAAGAGCCCACCCUGACCAAGACCAUGGUGAGUCCGAAGGAUGCAGGCACAUAUCGCUGCGAGCUGGGUACUGUGCAAUCCACUCCAGCCACCAUCAUCCAUUUUCAUGUCACAGUAUUGCCCAAAAGAAUCGUGGAGGAGACACCGUCACCAAACACCGAAACCCAGGAUGAGAUGGCUCCGGGUGAGGUGACUUUGGAUCGUCCCCAGACGUCCGCAACCCUCCAAUCACAGUCUCCAGGGCCCGAGAAAGUGCUGAGACACCGCCUGGUAGGGUUGCUCAUCGGGGCCAUCGUGGUGCUGAUAGCCGGCGUCGUGACCGCGUGAGCCGCCCCCUGAAGAAGGCGGGGCCUGGAGUGAGGGGCGGGGUUUCCAAGUCCCUAAGGCAGGAAGGCUGGCCUUCCUCCGGGAGCGGGAGCGAGGCUUACCUAGGAGGGCGAAGCUUGGCUAAAUGCUAGAAUGAGAUCAAGCACCGGGGAGGCUGGGAAGCGGUGUUCCUCACUCAGCUGGGACCUAACCUCUUUCCGCUAUUUGCACUCCCGCCAGGAUACUUUUCUCUCAGUCUGGGAAAGUGAUGAAUUUCCUAAAGGCCUCCCCGCUCAGCCCUGGCAAAGGCACUGCUUAGGACUCCCGGAGAAG